AUGGAAAUAGUGGACGUUGAAGACGGUCAAGCCGAUCCUUCGGCAGUAACGAGAAAGAAAAUGACUAUUGGAUACCUAGUUUUAAUAAUAACCAGUGGUUAUUUGUUUGGUAUCUUGAAGGGAUUGGGGACAGUGGUUGUGAGUGCGAAUUUUGGUGUAGCUGUAGCACAUUUCACGUUGAAAAUGCUAAGGGGAUACUUGCCUCUCGACCGGCUUCUUAAAAAUGAUACAGCGAGAGCACUUCUUAAAGUGAUCUCAGGACCACAGGCGUUCAAGAUUGUGUUUUUUGCAAGAUUAACGCCGAUUCCAUUCGGACUUCAGAAUACGAUAUUCGCCGUGAGCGACGUGCGGGGGUGCGGAUAUCAUCUGGCGACGUUGCUGGGUUUGUUGCCCGCUCAAGUGAUCAACGUGUACCUCGGCUCCACGCUGCGAUCAAUGCACGACGUGUUGCACGAACCGCACUUGACCGGAUACAUUGUGUUCGCUUUUCAGAUACUCAUCGGUAUAACGCUAAUGGUGUGGGUGGUGCAGAAAGCACGCAAGGAGUUAACUAUCGCGAUAAUGGCGGCGGAGUUAGGCCGAGACACACUAUCGACCAGCAGUUCCUCGAGC
This is a messenger RNA of Brenthis ino (lesser marbled fritillary), 612 nucleotides long. The record is from the annotation of a GenBank genome assembly. Lineage: Eukaryota; Metazoa; Arthropoda; Insecta; Lepidoptera; Nymphalidae.